Messenger RNA from Nicrophorus vespilloides, 3230 nucleotides. RefSeq names its product gamma-2-syntrophin. Gene Ontology annotation, cellular component: dystrophin-associated glycoprotein complex; intracellular anatomical structure. Gene Ontology annotation, molecular function: protein binding; structural molecule activity. The record is from RefSeq and is a predicted model, not a curated record. The transcript has 9 exons. The coding region runs from base 234 to 1757 and encodes 507 amino acids. Lineage: Eukaryota; Metazoa; Arthropoda; Insecta; Coleoptera; Silphidae.
AAUGAUUUUGAACUACCAUGAAGGUGGCGGAACGUCAUUUGUUUUGACCCUUUUAAAAAUGGCUGCCCUUAACUAUAGCUAUGCAACACUCUAAUGUACCUAAAGAAUAACUCCAAUAUUAAUCCAUUUUAAAUAAGUAAUGUGCAAUAUACAAGUGUAGUUUAAGCAGUAGUGUAAUAUUUUAUAUUCAAGAAGGAAGAAAAAAAGGAAUAGUGAUACAAUUUAGAUCCAAUAUGAAGAUUAAUGCUACAAGGAUGACCACACCAAUAGAAGAGAAAAUUGACCAGAAAUUGAAGGUGAGAACUGGAAUGGUGACUGUUAGUGAUGGCAAAAGCAGGCCAGUUCCAGUUCGGUUGAAUCUAUCCAUGGAGGUUCUGCGCCUCCAGAAGGAAGAGCUUUUGCCACCAGAUGCAAAGCCAUCAAACACUAAGGAACGAAUGGUCCAAAUUACAAGACAAAAAGUUGGAGGCCUCGGAUUAAGUAUUAAAGGUGGGGCGGAACACAAGUUGCCAAUAUUAAUUUCUAGGAUAUACAAGGAUCAAGCAGCUGAUCAGACUGGAGAAUUAUUUGUUGGGGAUGCAAUUAUUAAGGUUAAUGGUGAAUAUAUAACAGCAUGUCCCCAUGAUGAUGCUGUGAAUAUUUUAAGGAAUGCAGGAGAUUUGGUUGUGCUUACUGUGAAACAUUAUAGAGCUGCUACUCCCUUCUUGCAAAAGCAAGACAUUGCAGAGGAUGGGCAACAAACAGACAGCAAUAGUGAGAGGGACGCUUCUGAUGAGAGUCUGAGGUUGGCUACCAACAGCACUGGGUCCAGGCCGAGCUCGUUGUACUCCGAAUCAGAAGCGGAGCCCCAAAUCCGAUGGUCGGAUAUUGUUACACUGCCUCUGAUGAUGGCUUAUGUAACGCGCUACAUCUUCGGUACAGACAAGCUAAGGCCGAACUCGUUUGAAGUUAGAGGACUGAAUGGUGUUAGCACGGGAAUUAUUCAUUGCGAUGAUUCCGCUAUUCUGUCGCAGUGGCUCAAGUUUAUCACGGACAAUAUAAUAGGACUUACGCAUCUGCAGAUGAAGCUCUACAAUCGGAAUUUCAGUAUUUCGGAUAAGAUUGAAUACAUGGGAUGGGUCAACGAGGGCGUCCUAAAUAAUAACCACCCAUGGCAGAAUUAUAAGCCAAGAUUUUUCGCAUUGAAGGGAACAGACUUGAUGCUCUUCGAUACACCUCCCUUGAAUGUAGGUGAUUGGACAAAAUGUACGCUGAUGUUCAAAGUGUACCAAACAAUGUUCAGAGUAGUCAAGGAAUCCGAAAACGUGGACGAACGCCAGCACUGCUUCCUGGUGCAAACAUCCGGUCAAGACUCCCGUUACUUCUCUGUGGAAACUCGACAGGAGUUGCUAAGAAUCGAAAACGCCUGGCACUGUUCGGUUUGCACUGCUGUCAUGAAACUUGGAAAUAAGACUUUCACAGUCAGUUUCAACGGGAAAACGGCCGGAUUGACUCUCGAUUGGAACUCUGGUUUCUCCUUGAAUGAAGCUGACUCCAAAACGCCCGUCUGGCAAUACAAGUUCUCGCAGCUACGCGGCUCUUCCGACGACGGCAAGUCCAAAUUGAAGUUACAUUUCCAGGACACCGAAUCUCGCGCCAUCGAAACGAAGGAGUUGGAAUGUUCGAUUCUGCAGAGUCUGCUAUUCUGCAUGCACGCAUUCCUGACCGCAAAAGUAGCAUCCGUCGAUCCUGGAUUCCUCUGCUCCAUGUUGCCAUAAUUUGCGUGCGCACAGAACCAAAUACGAGAUCGGAGCAAAUUUAAAGCGCAAAUGAGUUUUAUUGGUUUGGGAAUUGGGGAAAUUGCAAUAUUGCGAUUAUUCAAUUCCAUGGAUUUAUAUUCCCUACUUAUUACGAGGUCAGGUUUAGGUAUAGGUUUACGAGGGCGCGCGAUAUGUUAUGUUGAAAUUUGCGUGCCGUCGCCAAGUCUCGAGUAGACUUCCAAGAGAAAAGAAAAAAAAAGGAAUAUUCGUACUGAUUUACGCCUAAUACUAUCUAGUAAAUUGUUGUUAUAAUAUAUUUUAAUAUAAUUUAUAUAUAUUGAAGAAACGUAGCGAGGACUGCCCCUCAUCAAUCAGACCAGUUUUAUAGGGCGGAAGGACGAGGAUUAUCUCGGGACGCGGUUGCAGCCAGACACUUUUGGGAUUUUAUAGCCUUUACUUGUUAUAUCGGUGGAUGUGGUUCAGCCAUUAUUCGCUAUGCUCAUUGCGUCUCGCCACAACCUCGUUCCGUCAUAUUUCUUCCAUAAUAUAAGCGAAAUACUAAGUAAUCCGUAGAAUAAGCACAACAAAUAAUGCACGCACCCUCAUUUGGUCAAUUCACGGGACAUCUUUAUCGAUCGAUGCGACAAUAUUACGACACAAAGUGUCGCAAUUUGAUCUUCCUCAAAAAUCGUUGUAUCGAUGUUAAAAUAGUUAGUACCGUGCAGUGGUGUUCCAGAGAGGCUCAGUCUGGAAAACCACUUCGAACAAAUGAACCUCGACGCACACCGGACAUAGCCUGUAUACAAUAAAUAAGUAAAUUUGAACUAAAAGAAAAACAAUACUCGUUUGCUCAGUCUAUGUUCGAUCAAUCCAUUGCGGUUUCCAAGCUGCAAUGGCGUAGUGCGCAUUAAUCCUUAGUGUUACUAGAAGACGUUCCUUAUCUGAAUUAGGCUUUAAUUUCGUUGGUUAUUUCGUAAUAAAGAGUAUCGCCUCUCCAAUAUGCGUACACUGGGGAUAAAGUGGAAAAAAAGAGUAACAAGUAAUAUACAAAUAAGUAGUCAAUAUCUUGUUCAAUUAUGAUUAAUUAGCAAUAAGUUUCGAUCGAUACAAACAGAAUAAUUGGAGAUGUAUAACGAUGCGUUCUCGAGCGACCGUUGCGGGAUAUUUUCUAAAUUGAACAAAUUGUUAAUAAUUUUUAACCAAAGAAACGUGAUCUUUUUAAUUAGGUAUUAUUGAUUAGGUGUAAUUGAGAAAUAUAAGAAGAAGAAGAAAAAUAAGCAAGUAACCCUUGAUAUCCGAGAUCUGUUCGUUGAAAAAUUGUGGAUGUUAUUUAAUGAAGAAAGCAGAGAGAAAAACGCGAAAAAAACAUGGAAAUUAUGAAAUUAGUUGUUAAACUUUAAAAAGAAUAUAUUUGAUUAUUAUAUCUGAUUGUUUGUAUUCAUAUUUGUACAGUAUAUAUUAUCAAUUACAUAGCUCUUGAUUAUUGACCCA